Messenger RNA from Peromyscus eremicus (cactus mouse), 3048 nucleotides. It is a transcript of the gene Lmbrd2, whose product is annotated as LMBR1 domain containing 2. NCBI's taxonomy places the organism in Eukaryota, Metazoa, Chordata, Mammalia, Rodentia, Cricetidae. The transcript has 18 exons. The coding region runs from base 193 to 2277 and encodes 694 amino acids. The record is from RefSeq and is a predicted model, not a curated record. Gene Ontology annotation, biological process: adrenergic receptor signaling pathway. Gene Ontology annotation, cellular component: membrane.
CGGAACCCACAAGGCCUGCGGGUGACCACCGCCGCGGUCGCCUCGGACUGCGGGUCUCUGACCGCGGCAGGCCGCGGCGGACGCGAAGCUUCUCGGUCCCUUGCAGACGCUGUCUGGCGAGAUCCCACGUGAACAGAUAUGGUCCAGAACUGUACAUGAAUUACAUUAGUUGGAGAUCGUGAGCUUUCAAUAAUGAGUGGUGCAGCUUUAGGACUUGAGAUCGUUUUUGUCUUUUUUCUGGCAUUGUUCCUCCUUCAUCGAUAUGGAGACUUUAAGAAGCAGCAUAGACUUGUAAUCAUUGGAACACUGCUUGCUUGGUAUCUCUGCUUUCUUAUUGUCUUCAUACUGCCACUGGAUGUUAGUACGACAAUAUACAACCGAUGCAGACAUGCUGCUGCCAAUUCCAGCCCUCCUGAAAAUAAUAAUGUCACGGGAGUGUAUGCACCUGUCACCCCAGCUCCGAGGCAACACCCAUGUUUCAAGCCAUGGAGUUACAUUCCGGACGGGAUCAUGCCAAUUUUCUGGAGGGUAGUUUAUUGGACAUCACAGUUCUUAACGUGGAUUCUGUUACCUUUUAUGCAGUCAUAUGCAAGAUCUGGAGGGUUUUCCAUCACUGGAAAGAUAAAAACAGCCCUGAUUGAGAAUGCAAUCUAUUAUGGCACUUACUUGCUGAUAUUUGGAGCAUUUCUAAUUUAUGUGGCUGUAAACCCACGUUUGCAUUUAGAAUGGAACCAACUUCAGACUAUUGGGAUAGCUGCUGCCAACACAUGGGGUCUGUUUCUUCUUGUGUUAUUAUUGGGUUAUGGCCUGGUAGAGAUUCCUCGGUCAUAUUGGAAUGGAGCCAAAAGAGGUUAUCUACUUAUGAAGACUUACUUUAAGGCAGCAAAACUGAUGACAGAGAAAGCAGAUGCAGAAGAGAAUUUGGAGGAUGUAAUGGAGGAGGUUCGUAAAGUAAAUGAAAGCAUUAAGUAUAACCACCCAUUGAGAAAAUGUGUUGAUACAAUACUUAAAAAGUGCCCUACAGAUUAUCAGGAAAAGAUGGGUAGAAAUAUGGAUGAUUAUGAAGAUUUUGAUGAAAAGCGUAAUACCUACCCAAGUGAAAAAAGCUUGGUAAAAUUGCAUAAACAGGUUAUUUAUUCAGUUCAAAGACACCGUCGAACUCAAGUGCAAUGGCAAAUUCUUUUGGAACAGGCAUUCUAUCUAGAAGAUGUAGCAAAAAAUGAAACUAGUGCAACUCAUCAAUUUGUUCACACCUUUCAAUCACCUGAGCCAGAAAAUCGAUUUAUCCAAUAUUUUUAUAAUCCUACAGUUGAAUGGUACUGGGAAUGCCUGUUGCGGCCAUGGUUUCACAGGAUCCUUGCUGUGGUUUUGUCCAUCUUCUCUGUGAUCGUUGUCUGGUCAGAGUGCACCUUCUUUAGCACGACUCCUGUCUUAUCUCUCUUUGCAGUCUUCAUACAGCUGGCAGAAAAAACAUACAAUUAUAUUUACAUUGAGAUUGCUUGCUUCCUUUCCAUCUUCUUCUUAAGUAUCUGUGUUUACUCUACUGUGUUCAGAAUUCGAGUAUUUAAUUACUACUACUUGGCUUCACAUCAUCAGACUGAUGCUUACAGUCUUCUUUUCAGUGGCAUGUUAUUUUGCCGUUUGACUCCCCCUUUAUGUCUUAACUUCUUGGGAUUGACCCAUAUGGAUUCAUCCAUCUCUCACCAGAAUACCCAGCCAACUGCAUAUACAUCUAUCAUGGGUUCCAUGAAAGUUUUAUCCUUUAUUGCAGAUGGAUUCUAUAUAUAUUAUCCUAUGUUGGUGGUAAUUCUCUGCAUUGCUACAUACUUUAGUUUGGGAACCCGUUGUUUGAAUCUGCUUGGUUUCCAGCAGUUCAUGGGAGAUAAUGAUAUGACAUCAGAUCUAGUUGAUGAAGGAAAAGAAUUAAUCAGACGAGAGAAAAGAAAAAGACAAAGGCAAGAGGAAGGUGAAAAUCGAAGAAGAGAAUGGAAAGAGCGAUAUGGACACAACAGAGAAGACUCCACUAGGAACAGAAAUGUUCAUCCUGACCCCAAAGAAUCAAAUUUCUCAGAUACUACCACCAACUGGUCAUCCAAGUACACCAGGGCUAAUAACAGAACUGAAAGAGACCGAAUAGAACUUCUCCAGGAUGCAGAACCUUUGGAUUUUAAUGCAGAAACAUUCACUGAUGAUUCUCUGGAACCUGAAUCAGGAAGGUAUCAGCCUGGUGGACGAUAUCUCUCUAUGUCUUCCAGCAUAAUAUUUGAAGAUAUCUAAAGUCUGAAGAAAUUCAUGGCUCAAGUGACCAAGGUCAUCACAUCAGCCUUUAUGAACAUCAUUGUGACCUACAAUUCAUCUGUACUCUCUGUGAAUAAUAAGGAUAACAAAAAUGGCAUUGAAAAUGGAUCCCAUCUUAACAAUAUUAAGUUAUUGUUUGUUAACUAGAGUAUCAUCUUUUUUGAUAGGAUUUAUUAUAUACCAUCUGAAGUGUCUGCCUUAGAAGUGUAGUUAAAUGGAAGGAUUCAGUUCAUGAUAAAGAGAACACAGUUGGUUUCAAGUUAAUUUUUUUCAGGAGAGUUAUUUUAAAGUUCAAGGAAAUCAUAAGUCAUACUAAAUACUACUAUUUUAUAACUGUAAUUUAAAUUUAUUCAACCUACAUUUCCCAAAGAAGUGAAAGUGAACUGAGACCUCAGAUAAUUACUGUAUUUAUAAAACCCAUGUCUUAAAAUAAGGCUUCCUUAUCAGACAUAACUGAAUGUAAACAACUCUUCUUCUGCUCUGUAUACAAAAUAGUGGGAUUUUGCAUGUGUAAUUAAGAUUAUUCUUCAAUUGAUAGUGUUAGUGUCUUUGGCAUGUGUAUUCUAAUUGAGUGAGGUGUUAUUUUCAUUCUUUGUGGUAACUGGAUCUUUUUAUGGUUUUCAUAUUAUUGCUUUGUAAAAGAUUUUCAUUUCAGAGAAAAAUAUUCACCUUUAGCAUUUAGCAUACUGACUUGACACUGAUCAUUCCAGCCAAGAAAAAAAUAAUAAAUAUUAAGGAUGGAUAAUAUAU